CUAUAAAAAAGGCUUCCACUUUGCUUUCAAAAUGGGGUGAGAGGCGAAACUGAGAAAACAAGAAAGAGGACUGUCUCGUUUGCGACAUCUCAACGCAAAGUGAGAGAGAACCUGAACGAUGCUUUACUUGUUGUUCUUGGUUCUUCUAACUCAAGGCGAUCUAUCCAUGUCUGAACAACUGCCUCAAAACAUAUUUAUCUUAGCCGGACAGAGCAACAUGGCCGGUCGUGGAGGCGUAGUCAACAACACCAAGAACGGCAUCCCCUCAUGGGACGGCGUUGUCCCUGUUCAAUGCCAACCAAACCCAUCGAUUCUCCGGCUAAGUGCCAGCCUCACGUGGGUCCAAGCCCAUGAACCUCUACACGCCGACAUUGAUUAUAACAAGACCAAUGGGGUUGGACCAGGGAUGUCGUUUGCCAACGCAAUCUUGACGAAAGUGCCUAACUUCGGUUCCAUUGGUUUAGUACCGUGCGCCAUCGGAGGGACUUCGAUAAGUGAAUGGGCAAAGGGAGGUUUCCUCUAUGACCAGUUGGUGAGGAGGACUCAGUUUGCCUUGCAGAGGGGGGGAGUCAUUAGAGCCAUGCUAUGGUAUCAAGGAGAAAGUGAUACCCAAAUCAGAGAAGAUGCUGAUGCGUAUGAAGGAAGGUUGGACAGGUUUUUCAUAGAUCUCCGCGCCGAUCUAGGGUAUCCAACGCUACCAAUAAUCCAGGUGGCUCUGGCAUCCGGGGAGGGGCCGUAUGUGGAGAUUGUGAGAAACGCUCAACUGGGAAUUAACCUUCCUAACGUGCAGUGCGUUGACGCCAAGGGACUUCCACUAGAACCAGACAGGGUGCACCUUACCACGCCGGCUCAGGUUCAACUCGGUCAGACUUUGACCGAUGCAUUUCUUCAAUCGCUGUCUAGCCCAAUUCAUAUUGCCAAUAAUUCUUGUAGGAGAUUUUCAAAUCUCAUGUUUCACUCUCUUAUCCGUCCAUUAUUGAGAUUUGUUAUGUUGAUUGUAGCUUUUACUUAGAUUUGUCCAUUGAACAAAAGUUAUUUAAAUGGAACUUACUCGUGAACUCCAUCGAUUAAAAUAAAAAUACUAUUUUAAAUUUAUUUUUUUAA
Molecule: messenger RNA, 1104 nt
Organism: Populus nigra (black poplar)
Lineage: Eukaryota; Viridiplantae; Streptophyta; Magnoliopsida; Malpighiales; Salicaceae
Product: probable carbohydrate esterase At4g34215
Exons: 2
Coding region: 119-1012 (297 amino acids)
Source: RefSeq, a predicted model, not a curated record